GAGAACAGCAGUGAUAGGCAACAACCUUCUAUGAGCAAAACGACAACGACCACGUCCGCCAUCUUGAGGAGGACAGCCGUAGCUGUAUCAGCAGCAGUAACUGCUGUGCUAGCAAGCAGGCAACAAACGGACGUGCUGGGCAAUUGCGAUUCCUACUCGCCAAUCAGCCGCUGCUGGUUCAGGUGUCGAAAAAAAAAAUAGGAACAGUUUGUUGUGCGGCAGGCCUUGGUUAUGUUACGAUCAAGGGUGGAGCUUUCCAACAUUGAAACGAAGCAACGAAGGCUGACAGUGUUCGACCGAAUGGAGGGACCUGUUUUCAUGGUGAACGUGCCAGCGCCGUCGUCGUACAUAUGAUGGUCCCGAGGCGACGAAUACACAGGCAGUUAGCCAGACCGAGAAAAAGAACCGAUUAAGUCUGGUUUAUUGUGAUGCUUUCUGAUCGUAUAUGGUUCGUAUGAUUUGUGUGUCGUAGAAAGAUUAUGGAAAUGGUCAUGUUUAAGUCGACAUGUUAAAGGCGGGAUUGCGAUUAUAGAAUUGUUGUAGAAAAAGUGUUAUCGAUUUGGUGAAUAUUAUGCUGGCGAGUUAGAUCUCUACUUGGUGGUAAUGUGAUUCAGCUUUGCAAUGGUGGUGAGUUACUGCUGAUCGAAAUUGUUUUGACCGCUUGGUGAUAGCGUAGCCACAAUUGACUAUAUCCAACUCUAUGGCUAAAUGGACGACAGCCCUUUUUGUUUUAUUUUAACGUUGAAACUAAUCGUAACCCUUUUAUGUUUAGCUAAUAAAACCGUUAUUGAUGCAAGAGCGAUUUGAUUUGAACUAAUUAGCGUUGCAUACGUAUGGCUUUCAAAGCUACGGUAACGCUAACUAACUACAUUAUUAUUAUUAGAUACGAUUGGCUGUUUCUUGUGGCGGAGGUUGAACAAAUAACGGUGCAAAACAAAUGCAAAACAAAUUGGGCACAGGAAUAGAAACAAAAACAAGCGAGAUGUUUUUUUUUAUUUGUUAGCGAAGCUCUUGAACAGAGCUAACUCAAAAAUUGACUGUAUUAGUUAGGUCUGAUAUUCGUCAAUCUUCGUAUUUUUAGCUCAAAGUAAUUGUUGACACAGAAUGAUUCCUAUAUUUUCUCUAACUCACGUGACUAGUCAUCCUGGCCAAAAGUGCUAGCAAAACAUUAAAAUUCGACUGAAUUACAUCAUUAUGCGUAAUGCCUACAGUUGUGUUUUAACUGUUCCUGUGUACGGCAGCUCCUAUAAUAUUUAAUAUGAUAGAUUCAAAAGCUCUAUCGAGUUCAGCAGUAGCACGAGGUUAAAACUCAGGUUCCAAUUCCAGAUUAUUAUCGAAUGAUCGAUGAGAGGGUGGCAGUAAUUAAUACAGUGCAGUACAAUAGCCUUCCAGAGCGACUUCUAUAAAAAAAGAUCGAAUGAGUGAGCAAGCAGGCGAGCAUGAAAAAAAUUAACUUCACAGUUGUAAAACCCACGAACUCCGCGCUCCUUGCCACCUUUGUCGCCUCCGUCUUUCCUCUAUGCCCUUGAACAUGGUCGCUUACCGUGUCCGGUUAGGUGUGUAUCUACGUGUGCUGAUGAUCAUGACGGUAAUGUGGUUGUGGUAUGCUCGUUUUUCAGUCCGACCAGAUGAGUGAUAAGUCAGCGUGACUGUCUGUAGUUGUAUCAGACUAACGCACAGAAAGAAAUAUCCUCCUCCAUUUUGUUAGUCUAAAUGAACUCCUAUGAGAUCAUGUGGUAAUAGCGCCCCUUACGGCUAGCUCAGGCAGUAGUGAUUUGCAAAUGACUAGGAAAUUAUUGUUAGUGAGUGUAAAACAUUGUGGGGCGCAUUUGUUAGCGUUGGAGAGCGUUGUAUCGUAUCGGUAUGUAGCACCGUACAGUGUGCUGCUUUAUUUUUUAUCCAUAUUUCGGAAAAUCAUUGUGUCGGCCUUAGUAACUCAUCUGUUCCCGUUUAGACUUGUUCCAACUAUCUGACCCAGCUCUGAGUUCCAAGCUGUGCCUGAUUCCCAUCCGAAAUUCCCAGGUUAUUCACUACCGACAUGCUUAUUUGGUACAUCAUGCGAUUUCUCGUACAGUAAAGGCUACAGCAACAACAACAGGGCAGACGUUGGUGUUGAUGCAGUUGACUGUUGAUUGCAGUUGGCGCCAGUGGACAACGAGGUUGGUGUAGCCAAUGCUGGUAGCAGCAGCAGGGGCUGCGGCAGUGCUGCAGCGACAGCGUUAAAUCGGUGGGUCGCACUUGCAUCGUCCGUUGAUUGUCAUUCGUGGAUAGUACCACUUUAACGGAUAAUAGCGACAGCAAUAACAUCAUCUGGGGCUGAGCAAUAGCGAUCGUAAGAGGAAGGCCAAAGGACGCUGUUUGGAAUAGCGCGAAUCACAAAUACUACUACGCUUUACUACAAUGACUAUCCGGCCGCAGCAUGUUAAAAAAGAGGCUACGCCUGCGCCAAGUCAGGCCAAUGCGCAGGGGGGUGGUGGGGGUCCGGAAGGAGCCGCUUGCGGGUCUGAGGGUAAUCAAGCCUCAAUGGAACCAGGGAACAGCCUCGGGGGAUUGGCAUCACGAGGUGAGGGAGCGCUAAACCGUGACUCGUCUCACCAGCAGCUUGGCGUAGCAACCGCUGGCCAGAAGAGAAGACACCGUACGUCACCUCAUCGACACAGGAAACGUGCCUCACUCGCCUCGCCCUCAGCAACACUCACUUCGGCAGGAUGCCAGCCCGGUCCGUCGCAAGCUCCCUUGGUAGCCGGCUCCUCUGUGAUGUCUUCGUGUCCUCAGGUGUCCGGCAUGUUGAAGUCACAGUUACCACCUCUGCCAGCGCUCGCAUCCCUUGAUGAUCUUUCGUCGUUGUCUCCUUUGGGUAAUUUGUCCAGUUCUCUUGCGGCCGGGGCCAGUAACGCGCGGGGAGACGCUGACAACGAAUUUGCGGCUUAUAAUUCGGGCGAUGAGUAUGAUCGGCCGGAUGAUGCAAACGUUUUAAGUGAACGCGAGAUGGCAGAGAGAGAAUUACGAUUCGAGCUGCUGCUCCGCGGAAAAGGACUGACAAUCAAAAAAAUGGAAGAAGAUGGCGCCUGUCUUUUCCGUGCUGUUGCGGAUCAAAUUUAUGGCGAUCAAGGCAUGCACGGCGUAGUUCGGAAGCUUUGUAUGGAUUACAUUACCAAGAACGCUGAUUAUUUUUCACAUUAUCUUACGGAGCCCUUCGAUCAGUACGUAGAACGCAAACGUCGUGCCAAUGCACACGGAAACCACAUCGAGAUGCAUGCUUUGUCUGAAAUGUUUAACAGACCCAUUGAGAUCUACCAUUACUCAGAAGAACCUAUUAACAUCUUUCAUGGAUUACACAAAAGCGAUAAUGACCCAAUUCGGUUGAGUUACCAUCGAGGCGUGCAUUACAAUUCAAUUGUAGAUCCGUACAAAGCCACAAUUGGUGUAGGGCUAGGAUUGCCUGGCUUUCAACCCGGUAUAGCAGACAAAGAGAUGUUAGUCGAUGCGAUUCACGCCUCAGAGCAGACCGAACUUGAAAGGCAGAUGCUAAAAGACAAACUGCUAGCGUCGGACUGGGAGGCGACUACUGAGGCACUUGAACGACAGGUUGCCCAAGAGAGCUAUUUAGAGUACCUUCGUGAGAACGAACGGCGAACCCGCAAACGGCGAAAUGCUGCUGGAACCUGUGGUGGAAGUACUGCCAGUACUGCCAGCCUGUCAGCUGGGGGCGAUGAAAGUCCUCGGGGAUCAUCUUCGCCGCGAAGCACUGGCAGCGGGAGAUGUUCGCCAAAAUCAGCAGCGAACAGUAGCAGUCAACAGCAGCAGGGAUGUGGCGGUGUGGUGGUUACGCAAAGCGGAUCCGUUUCGGCUUCGACAGCGGCCGACAGCAACGUAACAGUAGGGGGACAGCAGUCGCCGCGCCAUUCGCCGAGGUUCGCGUCAUUGCGCGAGGACGGCGCUGGCGGCAGACAAUCGCCCAUGCCGUGUUCAUCUUCGUCACAAUAUCCUUGCGCCCCUAGUGGACAUAGUCCGGCUAGUCCACGUGACAGCCCGCGGCCAUCGAGCUCAAGAGACCAUUUUCCCAUGGCAGUGCCUAUGGGAAAGAACGCGUCAUCUAUUGUUAACAAUAAUAACUUUCCUCCGGAAAUGUUUGGUCUGGAAGAUUACGACGACAGUGUCUUGGCCCGUGUUUUAGCAGAAUCGCAGGAGGAGUACUUUCGUCAACUAAAAAAACAACAACAACAACAACAGCAGCAGCAUCACCAGUAUCAGCAGCAAAACCUGCAUCAGCAGGGUUCGGCCAAUAGCAGCAGCGAAUCCUCCGGGACAAGUAGCAAUAAUGGGUCCCCUGCCAAUAGUGACGUCUCUCAAAACCGACAAUGCCGUCAAGCUACCAAUGAGGGCGCAUCAACAUCGCGGUGCGAUUCGGGUAGUGGACCUGCAUCAGUCGAUGGAGGCCUAUAACAUAUUUGCAGUUGCAAACAUAACAGGCAAAAAUCAGAUAAUCUGUACUUUGUCUAUACUCACUUCUGUGGUCGGAGCGUGAGACGAUAACAUGGACGUGCAACGAUGUGUUCCAAGUCGUUUCUCUCCUAUUACUGUAAAAGGAGAACUUCGUCACUAUUUCAAUCGAAUCAAAAGUCUGUAUUUCUUGGUACGCGAAAAGAACUACUUUUGGCUGGACUUCUGUAGAAGGUGACAGGCGAAACCGAAGGGCAAGGAUCUGCCCGCGCAUAUCUACUGGACAAAAUCUAUAAUAGUAGAAUGAUUAUAUAUAUAUAUAAGCGAUCCAAAAGAUAAUGGACCAUUGCGGUUAAGACCAUAUUGUGCCGGUCUACACUACCUAUGGCGUGAGCAGCCAAACCGGCGCUGAUAUGACAGGUGUCAAUCAGAGAGUAAAGUUAGGUUAUUAUAAAUAGUUAGCUUGAGGGCAGGCCGUUCCAAUAUAUCAUGACGUAUUUCGUUAAGAUAAUGUGUCUAUAUAGUUAUUAAUAUCCGUCUCAAUAUUUCGUUGUUUUAUUGUAUUACUAUGAAGACAUUAUUAGUUACGGACUUUAUCAGCAAUUAAUUGGUUGACGCGACUACGAGGCGUAGUUAUUGAAUCAGAUGGUGAUUUUAGCCGAUUUUUGUAGUAGUCGAUGUUUCAGUAGUUUUUUUUGUAAUUUUUUUAUUGCUUAGUUUUGACUAAUUUUAUGAGCGGCUAUUAUUAAUUAGCUGGCUGAGCAAGAGCUUAGUCUAUUUUUUUUUGACAAUAGAUCAGCUAUAGGAAUCUGAAUCUACCAAUAAUUACAUUAUUUUCUAUCACUAUAAUUAUUAAUAAUAGUACUAAUGACGCCCGAGGAAGUACGAAUAUGUGAGUGCUUACGUGCAAAAUGUAAAGAACGUACAAGAUAAGGAGAUACAUCGCGGAUGAAACAAAAUUAGAAAAACAAUUUGGAUAUAUGGUAAUAUUAGCUGCCUAAAACUAAGCACGGUUAGCAUUUUCAGGAAAAGGUUUUAGGCUACAUUUCAAAUACAACUCAUACUACCAUGAGCUAUAAUACGGAUAUAUACUAUACAUGAAUACAAUAACUAUUUUUAUCCAAGGAAUUCUUGGUGUCAAUUGAUUGGUGCCCACAGACUUGCAGUAUAUUGUAUACAGACAAAAGCAGGGAGUAAUGUAGGGAUAUAAACAGCAAAUAUCUACAUCAAAAAAAAAGCAUUAUCUUGUAUCAUUAUUACUGCUUCUAUUCAUCCUAAGUGAAAACACGUACGAUUGUAAGACUGAAUGUUGCCACAGUGAAAAAAGUGGGCGUUUCUAAAAGAUGUUGGUUUGAAAAUUAGUUAAUGGCAGUGACGACAAAGAGGACAUAAUGUAGCAUUAAGUGCAGAGUAAUAACGCAUAGAAUACGCAUCGAUGAAUUGUGAAUGUUGCAACGUAGCAAUUGCGUGUAUGCAAAUGUUGAAGAGGAAACCUGUUAACCAGUUUCGAUGGUCAGAGAUUUUUCUUCACACAAGAAAACAUAGGCAACCGAGGGACCCGGAACGACAUUGAGAAACAAAGCAACUCUAUAGGAUUACAUAAGAAAAGAUCAAGUGCAAGAGGCAUUAUUCAUUUACUUUAUCUAUCUCUUUUUUAUGAUUAUUUUUAUACUAUUAUUAGUCUAUCCUUUAAGUUAUGUACCCGCGGUCUAACCAUGUAAGCAUUUCCUGCCUAUAUCAAGCGGUUGAUCUGUAAAUCUGGGAUGACUGGUCGACUGAUACUGAUAGAAAAUGGCGAUGACCUUUCUUUGUUUGAUUUUUCUUUCGUGCCAUUACUAUCCAGGGUCGAAAGCAGCAUCAAUUAGAAUGUGCGUUCGUCGAAGGAACCAUAUGAUGACGGCAGGAAUGUAUAUGACUCAGAUGUUUGCGAAAACAGAUUUAGAUAAAAGGAUACCUCUUACCUGAAGGAUGAGUGUGACGGCAUCAGUGGACGAAGACACAAAAAAAAGUAAUCUUAGCAAUAUUUAGCCAUAAUCAUAAUGGUGAAUACGUUGAUGUUCGAGUUUCAAGUGAUUAGACAUAGAUUUUUUUAUGUGCUAGAAGGGUUUUGAAAAACAAAAUAGUGCGCUUCUUGUUGUAGACUUAAAAUUGAAUUGCUUUUUGUAAAAGAAUAUGGUGUCUUUGGUGUUUAAGGCCAUUUUUGCUUGCAGGAAAUACGAAUAGUUUACAGGUGGAAUUUGCAGAAUCUGGUUUAUCUACGACGAGAAAUGGCUGUAUCUUUCGUAUCUUUUCCUUUCUUAUAUUUUCAAAUGAAUUCAUAAGUGGCCGAAAUUUAACCGCCGUUUCUUUGCUUGCAAGAAUUUUUUUGGUUUUCUUGACAAGGAAAGAAAUAACAGAAUCAAAACUUUGUACUAGCCUAUAACUUGUGUAAAAUAACGAGCGUGUAAAGCUAUUCCCAAAUAAAUCACAUGAAACCAAAAACAUGUGUCUUAGAGCAGUUCUUAAAUCCCUCUUUACAAUUGUCGUAAUUCUAAUUAGUUUCUUUUGAGUUUCAUUUUUUUAUUCUCCGUCCUCCAUAAUUACAAUUUCUAUGCUAUACGGUCGCUUGGUUGCUGCGCUCUUUGUUACGGCGCUGCAUUCCAGUAAUUAACGCCCUCAAACAUUUGUCGAGCCGAUUUAGCUGGGUAAGUUCGACCUAUAGCAGUAACAACAAUCUGUAAUAAAAUUUCUAUAUACGGAGUCCAUGUUUCGCAGCAAGCAAAAAACUAGUGCCGUUAUAUAGAUUAUUGUCAAAAAUAUAACUCAAUGAAAAAGAGUUUUGUCUAAAAGUGCCGAAAUCGCCAGUGUCAUGGAUGCAGAUAAGUGUAUUGCGAAUGUAAUUAUAACAUAUGUAUAUUUAUAUAUUGUAUUAUGCACAAAUGAUAGUUGUAGAGUGUAAUUAUCGAUAUAUAGGCUUCUCGUUCGCUCCAACGUAAACGUAACGCAACGAUUCGCCAGAGCCUUCUAUUCUUUUCAGUUUGAUCUCGUCAGUAUAACCGUGGCGACUGAAGUGGGCGAGUGGCUAUAAAAAAAAAGCAAAAGUUUGGUUUUGUCGGUGACUCGAUUCGAAAAUGACCUCGACUACACUGAGCUAUUGAGGCUUCUCGUGCAUUCGAGAGUGCGCGCUCCUCUGUGCGACGCCUGUGUGUGCAACCCAACAUAGUGAUUAUAUAUUCUGUAUAAAAGUUUUUCAACUCCUUACGACACGAUAGGGUCGGAACUAUAACAAUAAGCAUGUGAAGCGCUGUUAAUGAGGAUAUUAUUAAUAAUAAAAAUAUUGAGUUAUCUCAA
Varroa destructor (honeybee mite) is the source of this 7773-nucleotide messenger RNA. RefSeq names its product Deubiquitinating enzyme A (gene Duba). The record is from RefSeq and is a predicted model, not a curated record. Gene Ontology annotation, molecular function: cysteine-type deubiquitinase activity; K63-linked deubiquitinase activity. Gene Ontology annotation, biological process: protein deubiquitination. NCBI's taxonomy places the organism in Eukaryota, Metazoa, Arthropoda, Arachnida, Mesostigmata, Varroidae.